Molecule: messenger RNA, 2526 nt
Organism: Synchytrium microbalum
Lineage: Eukaryota; Fungi; Chytridiomycota; Chytridiomycetes; Synchytriales; Synchytriaceae
Exons: 6
Coding region: 1-2526 (841 amino acids)
Molecular function (GO): DNA binding
Source: RefSeq, a predicted model, not a curated record
AUGGAUUCCAUAGAAAGGACACCCGAUUACACCAAGUUCAUACAUGAGCUCGAGAAAUUCCAUAAUCAAAUAGGGACUACGUUUGUCAAAGAACCCAUACUUGGUGGUAAAAAGAUAGAUUUGUUCAAGAUAUACAAGGCUACCGUAGAGGCUGGCGGCCAUGAAAAAGUAUCGAGCCAGAAAGGAUGGAAGAAGAUUGCUGAUCUAUUCAAUCUGCCAUCUACAUGUACAAACUCGGCAUUUGUGAUCAAACAAGUGUACGCACAGGCCCUUGCUCACUAUGAACUGCACAAGAAGCGAGGAGGGCCAAGUGUAGACGCCAUCAAGAAGAUGGUUACUGAACAAAAUUCACUAAAACGAGGAGCUGAUACUGAACUGAAUGGCGUUGGCAUUGGCGAGCCUGUGAAUGGUAUAAAGCUGGAAGAAGGAAAGAAGAGAAAGGUAGAUCAAGGUCUUCCAACUACGAAACCUGUGGUUCCAAGACCUAUGACACUGUUUUUGAGUGGAGACGAAGAACCUUUUGAUGGUGUGUCUAUGUUUGACCUCAAAGUUGCUCCCGUCUUUCUAUUGUUGACACUUGAAUUACCGUUAGAUCGUCUCUUGUUGUUUGGAGGACCACAUAGCCGACUGUUGUUGGCUCUUGAAUCAGGAUUACCGAACGAGAUUGAUUGGGCGUUUAAUAAGCUCAUCAAAAUAUCCUUCCGUAGUUAUAAUUCCAUCAAGCCUAUAGAUAUUAGCAACAUACCAGGCUUGUUGCAUAUACUCCUCACACACAUGGCUCCCGUAUUUGGUAGAAUCAAUUUAGAUGUACAGGCUCGAGCCGAUGCCGUGUUAGCCGAACCAACAGCAGCUGGUCAACUCAACCCAUUACCUCCAUUGACAGAGAUCACCAUAUUUGCCUCGACCGAUCAACUAAUUCUCUUUGAACGAGCUCUACAGAGCCUACUAGUCAUCAACAACUUCACGUUUUACAUCCCAAACAUAAAGAAUCUCGUCGAGUCAGACCACUUGCUAUCAUAUUUGACCAAAGGAAUCGCACUCCCAUCAUCCACAUUAUAUAUAGAACUGAAACGAUACUGCCUAACCAUCUUGGAAGAAAUGUCAGAGUACUUGGAUGUGUCGAAAAACGGACGAGAUUAUAUUGUAACAUAUCUCGAAAAACUUGUGCACUCCAACGACUUGGGACUGAUACUACCCGCAUUACGUAUUCUCAACCAGUUGGCUAUGCAGGAUAAACACGAAGAGGUGUUUUCAAAUCCCAGCCCUGAAUUCAUGAAGAGGUUGAUGGAUUUACUCUUGACACCGCAUGAAGAGGUUAUACAUUAUAUUAUGGAUCACUUUUAUCAUUUAUCUUCAUUGGGUGGUGAUACCGCUAGGGCUAUCGUAGGUGGUGAUGGUAUAUCCAAUUCGUCAGGUGCUCGAUUGAGAAUGUUGCUACGAAUGCUGUUUUACUCAAGUAAGAGGCAAAAGGCCGCAGCUGCAGCACAAGCACAAAAAGUUGCAUCUGCUGGUCGUCCGACUGCGCAAAAUCUGCUACAAAAUUGGAUUCGUUCUUGGUUUGCGCAUGACCCCGCAUCUUCGUUAUCACACCAAGCGAUUAUUGGUCUCGCUGAAAAGUUUUGUGCAGAUAAACAAGUAAAGCUCCAACCCACAGAAGUAAUUACAGCCUUCAAACAGCACUUCCCUGCAGUGCGUGAUGAAAACGGCUCUUUUAUGGGUUUACGAUAUCAAAGUACUGCUACAUUAGCGCCAAUGGGUGGACCACCUACAGUAAAAAUCAACGCACCCAAUACGAUCGUCGAUAUAGUAGGAGAUGAUGAUACAGACAUGGCAGAAGCUGGACUAGAAUUUCUAGAUUUCGGAAAGAAUCUAGAUGCUGGUGGUGAAGGUGCUUCAGGUGGUAGUAAAUCUCAACCAGCGUUACAGACACCUCCCAAUGAGAGAAUAGAAUUGAGUGGUGCUGGUGGUAGCAAUAGUAAUGCCACAACGCCAGGACCAUCAUCUGCUGCUCCAAUGUCGUGUUGGUGGGGUCGGACAAGUACAGCAACGGGUGCGCCAUCAGCACCACAGGAUGCAUCAUGUAAUGGUCCCUUUGAUACAGAUGCCGACGUAUUGGCUCAUAUCGUAAGCAAGCAUAUACAACCCGAUAUGGCCAGUCCACUAUUGACUUGUCAAUGGCGAACAUGUGAUUAUGUUUGUCCAACUGAUGAUCGUCAACAACUCUUUGCUCAUGUGAAAACCCAUACUCCAUUCCGACCACCUGCUAGUAGUAAUAGUAAGCCACUUGCAUCAUUGUUGCUACCAUCGACACCAGCUGGAAUUGGUCGAGCAGGAUCUAUAGUAUUGCCACCACAAUCUGAUAAUCUGUUGGGAGUACCAUUGACCACCUUGUAUGUAUUGAGGAAUAUGGCUAGAGCUGGAGUUGAUUUGGCUGCUAUUGAACAGGACUUGAUCAAAUGGGCUGAUGCACACAGCUUUCCUGGUGUUGCGCCUUCGCUCUUGUAUGAAAGUCUUAGGGUCAUCUAG